AUGACGGGGGGACUUCCUCCCAUUACUAGCCCGCGAACCAGCGGGUUUGGCGCGAGUUUUGCAGGCAGUGGCGGCGCGCAAUUACCCCCGCUGAGCCCUAGGGCGGGCGGAAAGGGGGACGGCGGCACUUGCCCUCUUCCCAGCCCCAUUGCGCGGAGCAAAACGACAGGCGGAAGCUUCGCGAGGGGUCCUGCGGCCGGGCCAGUUGCUGACGUGGCAAGCCUCCCUAAAAGCCGUACUACGCACGGGAUGGGGGAAGGCGGAGGGGGAGGAGGGGGGGGAGGAGGAGGCGCGGGGGGAGGCGGACGUGGGGGCUUGGGGCGAGAAGGCAGGGCGGGUGGCGGAGGGGCAAACUCCCCGUUACUGAAUCGGAAGAAGGGCGCGGCCGGAGGGGGUGGCGGGAUCCCUAGAAGCGCGAGCAGCGGGAAUCUGGCGCGAAUGGGGCAGAGAGGUGGGAGUGGGGGGAUGGGGGUCACCCCCUCCUUGGGUACUACAAUGCUCGAUGCUGGCUUGGCGGGAACAGAAAUGCCUCGCAGCGCGAGCAGCGGGAAUCUGGCGCGAAUGGGGCAGAGAGGCGCGGGGAUGGGGGGAUUCACCCCCCCAACCAUGGGUAGUCCGAUGCUUGAUGCUGGCAUGUUGGGAGCGGGAAUGCCUCGCAGUGCGAGCAGCGGGAAUUUGGCGGGCAUGGGGAUGAGUGGCGCGGGAAUGGGAUUCACCCCCGCCAUGGGCACAAUGCUUGAUUCCGCCAAGGGGGGUGGCGGAGUCCCUAGAAGCGCCAGCAGCGGGAAUCUGGCGGGAAACAUGGGCGGCAGCAUGGGCAGCAGCAUGGGCGGCAUGGGUGGCAGCAUGGGCGGCAGCAUGGGUGGCAUUAGAUUUACUCCCACCAUGGGCACGGUGCCUGGGAGUCCCAGGGUCCCUCGAAGCGCCAGCAGCGGGAAUAUGGCCGGCAUGGGUGGGAGUGGUGGGGGCGGCAUGAGCGGGAGUAGCACGGGAUUAAGGCUCAGUGGAGUGGGAUUGGGGUCAGGUGCUGCGGGUAAAGGCAGAGGGCACAGGAGUCCCCAAUCCAUGGCUGCUCUAGCAGAGAGGGACAAGCAAAAGCUGGCCGAGAUUCAGAGCUUCUUUGCUUCGGGAGGGCUAGGUUCGGGAGGGCUAGGCUUGGGAAGGCGAGGUUCGGGGAAGUGGGGGGUGGGAGGAACCACCCUGAACCAGUCACCCAAACCUGGAAUGUCCCCCAAUACCUCCCCUCCUGUCACUUCACCUUCGCGAGGAGGAGCAGGAGCAGGUGGAGGAGGAGAGAGAGGAGGAGCAGGAGCACGUGGAGGAGGAGGGAGAGGAGGAGGAAGGGGAGGGAAGAAGGGAGUGCUGGGGCUGAUUCUAGGGCCUAUUCGCACGCCCAGUCCCAGUGAGUAUUACCGGCUUGGUUCUCCUGGUGGCGGUGGGUGGAUGGGACGGGUGUGGGGACAACGAGGGGAGGGAGAGAAGCAGGUGGAAGAGAAGGAGGAGGAAGGGGAAGGGAAGGAGAAGGAGAAGGAGAAGGAGGGGGAGGAUUGGGGGAAGUACAUGGGUGGUGAGGCGUAUGAGGAGAGUGAGGAUGGGGAGGGGGAAGAGGGAGAAGCAGGAGGAGCAGCAGCAGCAGCAGCAGAAAAGGCAGCCAGUGGGGAGGAAAGAAGAGAGAAGGCAGCAAGGGAGCAGGGAAAUCUGACAAAAGAAGCUGUUGCAGCAGCAGGCGUAGCCGCAGCAGGUGCAAGCGCAGCACAAGGAAAAAGAGCUGUAACGGGGGCAGGCACAGGCGCAGCAGCAGCAACAGCAGCAGGCGAAGCUGCCAGAAAAGAGACUGCAGGAGCCACAGGAACCCACCCAAGAGCCCGGCCAGGUGAUGUGAAAGCAAUGGCGCAGGCAGCGGGAGCAGGAGGAAAGUCAGGCGCGAAGACCACGGUGCAGGCAGGAGCAGGAGGAGGAAAAAAGGCGAAGGCAAAAGCCAUGGUUCAGGCAGCGGGAGCAGGAGGAAAGGCGGACGUGAAAGCAGUGGUGCAGGCAGGAGCAGGAGCAGGAGGAGGAAAGGUGGACGUGAGAGCACUAGUGCAAGGAGCUUUGGAGGAGUGGCGGAGGACGGAGGCAGCAGCAAUGCACCAGCUGUCAGCCUCUGUGUUGGGGAGAGGGAUGUCGGACGUGCGGAAGGUGUAUCAGCUGGGGAAGGAGCUGGGGAGAGGGAACUUCGGGGUGAUCAGGGAGGCUGUGGAUUGGGUGUCUGGCGAGCGGUUUGCUUGCAAGAGUGUCAACAAGAAACGACUGGAGUGCGUGGACGACAUAGCGGAUCUGCGGAGGGAGGUGGAGUGCGUGGACGACAUAGCGGAUCUGCGGAGGGAGGUGGAGGUGAUGCGAGCGGUCAAGGGGCAUCCCAACAUUGUGUCGCUCGUGGAUACCUAUGAAGAUGACACGGACGUGCACAUGGACGUGCACAUGGUGAUGGAGCUGUGCGAGGGCGGGGAGCUAUUCGACCGCAUUGUUGUGCGCAAGCACUACAGAGAGCGCCAGGCAGCGCAGGUGUGCCGCACCCUGGCCGAUGUGCUCCGCUACUGCCACUCCCAGCGCAUCCUCCACCGCGACUUAAAGCCCGAGAACGUGCUCCUCGUCUCGACGCGCAGCGACACGCGUGUGAAGGUGAUCGACUUCGGCAUGGCGUACCGCUUUCAGGACGGCGAGCGCUGCACGCAGCGCGCCGGCACGCCCAACUACAUCUCCCCGGAGGUCAUCACAAAGAAUUACGGCACCGAGGCGGACGUGUGGAGCUUAGGGGUGAUUCUCUAUGUCAUGCUGUGCGGGCUGCCGCCGUUUUGGGGAGAUUCGACGGAGGAGAUUUUCUCGAGUAUUCUGUACGAGCCGUUGGAUCUCGAGACCGAGCCUUGGCCGGACGUAUCUGCCGCGGCGAAGGAUCUGGUGCUAUGA
Molecule: messenger RNA, 2946 nt
Organism: Closterium sp. Naga37s-1
Lineage: Eukaryota; Viridiplantae; Streptophyta; Zygnematophyceae; Desmidiales; Closteriaceae
Source: the annotation of a GenBank genome assembly